Molecule: messenger RNA, 2109 nt
Organism: Triticum turgidum subsp. durum (durum wheat)
Lineage: Eukaryota; Viridiplantae; Streptophyta; Magnoliopsida; Poales; Poaceae
Source: the annotation of a GenBank genome assembly
AUGAUGUGCAUGCGCGGCCAUGUCGUCGCCGUCGCCUUGGCGGUUGCCGGCCUGCUGACGACCCUCGAGCUCGCGGCUGGCAUACCGUGGGAGGCAUGCGGCAACGCAACUGCUAACUACACGGCCAACAGCAGAUACCAGCACAACCUCGGCCUGGUGGCCGCGGCCCUACCCACCAACGUCUCCACGUCCCCUGCCCUCUUCGCCACCGCCGUGAACGGCGACGCGCCGGACAAGGUGUACGCCAUCGGGGUAUGCCGCGGCGAUCAGAACGCCUCCGCCUGCCAAGACUGCAUCGCCGCCACCUUCAGGGACGCGCAGAAGCUCUGCCCCUACAACAGGGGCGCCGCCAUCUUCUACGACAUCUGCCUCGUCGGCUUCUCCGACAGGGACCUGCUCGUCGCGCGCACCAACUCCGACGACCAGGAGGUGCAGCUCUACAACGCCCAGAACGUCACCUCCGACGUCAGCCAGUUCAACGCAACCGUCUACAAGCUCCUCGGCUCCAUGGCCGAGUACGUCGAAACCAUAAACUCGGCGAGGAAGUUCGCCACCGGGACCAUCGGCUUCGACGAUACCUACCCCAAUAUCUACAGCAUGGUGUGGUGCACGCCUGACCUGACGCCUGGGCAGUGCCGCGCUUGCCUUGCCGCCACCAUUGCCGAGAUGCCGCGCGUCUUCAUCCCGAAUACGCGGGGCGCCAGGAUCACCGGCCUGCGAUGCAGCGUGCGGUAUGAGGUAUACCCGUUCUACAACGGCGCCAUCAUGCUGCAGCUGCCGGGCACCUCGGCUGGUAAGAAGAGUAAUGAAACCGGUAAAAUUCUUGCAAUUGUGCUACCUUCAGUGGCAGCUCUACUUGUGAGCAUUGUGGCGUGCUUUUGUUGCUGGAGGAGGAGGACAAAAAGUAAAAACUUACUGGCAUAUGGAUCUCAUGUGGAGGGCAUUGAUAGUAUUGAAUCACUUAUUAUUGAUCUACCAACAAUACGAACUGCCACAGAUAACUUUCACGAAAAUCGUAAGCUUGGUGAAGGAGGAUUUGGUGCAGUUUACAAGGGCUCCCUUCCUAAUGGUCAAGAUAUAGCAGUGAAACGCCUCUCUCAGAGUUCUCGGCAGGGAAUAGGGGAACUAAAAAAUGAGCUAGUCUUAAUUGCCAAUCUUCAGCAUAAAAACCUCGUGAGGCUUAUUGGCGUCUGCUUGCAGGAGGACGAGAAGCUUCUUGUCUAUGAAUGCAUGCCGAACAGAAGUCUGGACACCUUUCUUUUCGGUACAGUGCAAAAUACAAUUACUCGACCAUAUUCCUAUAUUUGCGGGAAAAAAUCAUGGUAUCCAUCCGAAGGUCAUAACUCUAAUUUUUUUUAUCUCACUGGACAAACAGAUUCCGAGAAACGCAAAGAGUUACAUUGGGGGAAGAGAUUCACGAUAAUAAAUGGGAUUGCUCGUGGAUUGCAAUAUCUGCAUGAAGAUUCCCUGUUGAAGAUAGUUCACCGGGAUCUAAAGGCAAGUAACAUCCUCUUGGAUGCAGACAUGAAUCCAAAGAUUUCGGACUUUGGCUUGGCAAGGCUUUUUGGAGGGGAUCAAUCACAAGACACCACAAAUCGAGUUGUUGGAACAUAUGGAUACAUGGCACCAGAAUAUGCUCUACGUGGGCAGUAUUCUAUAAAGUCGGACAUAUAUAGCUUUGGUGUGUUGAUGUUGGAGAUCCUCACAGGAAGGAAAAAUAGUGACUCCUACAAUUCUGACCAAUCUGUUGAUCUGCCGAGUCUCAUAUGGGAACACUGGACAAUGAAAUCAGUUAUGGAGAUGAUGGACCCAUACAUGAGUGGCGAUUCCUCGCAGGACGAGAUUUUGAGAUGUGUUCACAUUGGACUAUCAUGCGUUCAGGAAGACCCUGCUUACAGGCCAACUAUAUCAACAAUCAAUAUCAUGCUGGAUAGCAACACGGUCCCAUCUCAACCUCCAUUGAAGCCGGCAUUCUACGUAGAGAUGGGUGGCGACAUUGUCUCAGACAUGUAUUCCCGAUCAUACCCAGGAGGUGUCAAUGAUUCAACAUCCAAGUCGAAUGCAAUGUCACCGAAUGAGAUGUCGAUAACAGAUCCAGAACCAAGAUAA